Aspergillus aculeatinus CBS 121060 is the source of this 1411-nucleotide messenger RNA. RefSeq names its product oxidoreductase. The transcript has a single exon. Gene Ontology annotation, molecular function: FAD binding. The record is from RefSeq and is a predicted model, not a curated record. Bases 20 to 1294 code for a protein of 424 amino acids. NCBI's taxonomy places the organism in Eukaryota, Fungi, Ascomycota, Eurotiomycetes, Eurotiales, Aspergillaceae.
CCGGUCAAACCCAAGAAUCAUGCCGCAGCUCAGAGUCCUCAUCGUGGGCGCAUCGAUCGCCGGCCCAACAGCGGCCUACUGGUUCGCCCGAGCCGGAGCCAAGGUCACCGUCAUCGAGCGGUUCCCGCACCUGCGCACCAACGGCCAGAACAUCGACAUCCGGACCGUGGGCGUGACGGUGAUGCGACGGAUGCCCGGGAUGGAGGAGGCGGUGCGGGCCAAGACCAUCCCGCUGGCGGGCAUCGGCUUCGUCCGCUCCAACGGCCGCCCGUACGGAAUCAUCUCCACAACCGGCGACCCCGACCAGCAGUCUCUCGUCUCCGAGUACGAGAUCUACCGAGGAGACUUAUCCCGGAUUCUAUACGACCGCACCGCGUCACAUCCCAACAUCACUUAUAUCUUUGGCGAACAGGUCGCCUCGAUCCAGCAGCACGGCGAGAAAGGCGAGGAUAGCCCCGUGACGGUCGAGUUUGCCAACGGCUCCCCUGCAGCGGAAUUCGACCUUGUCGUGGCCUGCGACGGGGCGACUUCGCGGACCCGCGCGAUAGGACUCGGGGUCGGCGUGCGGGAUCACCUCGUUCCGACCGGUAGCUGGGCGGCGUACUUCUCCAUCAAGCAAGAUCUCCUGGGAACGAGUGAUAACAUCGGGAAAGCGUACAAUGCUGUCGACGGGCGCUUCAUCGCCGCUGCGCCCGACCCCUGGGGCGUGAAUCGCGUGGUCAUGAUCAAGCACCAGCCACCAUCCCACGGCAGAGAUGCCACUAAGUCGUUCCGGGAGGCGAUGAAACAGGGCGAGGAUACACUCAAGAAAUUCGUGGCGCAGACCUACCGCGGCGCCGGCUGGAAGUGCGACGAGGUGAUCCAGGACAUGAUGGAGGCGGAGGACUUCUACGCCAGCGAGAUUGUGCAUGUCAAGCUGCCACACUUGUCGAAGGGACGGUUUGUGUUGGUCGGGGAUGCCGGGUACGCCGCUUCGACGGGCACCGGGACAAGUCUUGCCAUGGCGGGGGCGUACGUGCUGGCGGGGGAGGUUUUCAAGCACAAGGGCGAUCUCGCGGGUGCCCUGCGGGGGUAUGAGGACGUAAUGCGGCCUCUGAUUGAUGACAUGCAGAAGGUGCCCCGGUUUCUUCCGGCGAUUUUCACACCGCAGACGGCUUGGGGGCUGUGGCUGAGGAAUACGGUGUUUGCUUUCUUGUGUUGGAGUGGGAUUCUGGAACUCACGCAGAGGUUCUUUGCGGGGUCUUUUGCCAAUACUGAUAGGUAUCAGUUGCCGGAGUAUGAAUGGGAGGAGUAGACACGCGCGUGGGAUGGUUGGAUGAUGGCGGUGUUUAAUUAAUUUAAGGUCCUCGCAACUCGGACAGAUAUCCCCCCAAAACUGCACUUUGCUUUGUGGAUGUGGGAACAGUCGAAG